AUGUCAUAUCUUAAUGUUGCGAUAACAAGUUUUAUUGAACCACGCAGAAAUUUAAAAAUAAGCGAAGAACUUAUUGACUUGUCAUCAGAUGAAAAUCUACGAAUCAGAUUUCAACAAAAUGCAUGUGAUACAUUUUGGAUUUCCAUCAAAUCUGAAUAUCCAGAAUUAUCAAAACAAGCUAUAUCAAUUUUACUUCCUUUUGCAUCAACUUAUUUAUGCGAAACAGCAUUUUCAACACUAACGAUAAUUAAAAACAAAUAUCGCUCCAGAUUAAAUGUUGAAGCUGAUUUAAGAGUAGCAGUGUCAAAUAUCAAACCAAACAUAGAAUCAAUCAUGUCUACAAUGCAAGCUCAGGUCUCUCAUUAA
This is a messenger RNA of Myzus persicae (green peach aphid), 366 nucleotides long. Its product is annotated as protein FAM200A-like. The record is from RefSeq and is a predicted model, not a curated record. NCBI's taxonomy places the organism in Eukaryota, Metazoa, Arthropoda, Insecta, Hemiptera, Aphididae. Gene Ontology annotation, molecular function: protein dimerization activity. Bases 1 to 366 code for a protein of 121 amino acids. The transcript has 2 exons.